UCACGCUCACGUGUUCUCUUGCCCAAUCAGAACUCUCGGCUCGUCCAGAACGCGGAAGUGAAGGGACUGUUUUUACACGAGGUUGCUCCCGAAUCGCGAAUAAAUAAAUAAAAGAAAGAAAACCAGGCGAAUGUUAGGAAGUGAAAGCAUUUAGUGUCGGUUGCGCGUUACAUCCCAAAAGUAUAUAAAUGUAACAGAUCAGGCAAAAAAGGAAAAAAAACCUUUUUGUGUAGAACUGAAAGGGCCUGGCAGCAUGACAUGGAGUACAGUAUAGCUAGACUAAACCCAUGAUCAAAUAGCAAAAAGUGCAUCUACAGUAUAUCAUGACUUUAUUUUUGCUUUUCUAAGUUUAUAAAGUCAUUGUAGCGUCUCCUGCUGCUCAGAUGAGCAGUCCUCAGAGGUGUCCAGGAGAACUGGAGGAGGAAUGGAGUGGAGCAAAGAGGGUGUGCCUCAGGGUUCAACACGAGGACCUCACUACAGAGCCUAAAGCUGCCACUCUGGAGCGUCUCUCUGUCAAUAUGGAGUCCAGCAAUGCCUCUAAUGAGGUGAAACAUGCCACUGUAGGAUCUUCAGCUGCCAGUCUGGGGGCUACAGGUGCCACUGAAGAGGCUUUUGUUGCCACUGUGGAGUCUAAAGCUACCACGAUGGAGUCUUCUGUUGUAGCUGCCAUUUUGGAGGAUAAAAACGCCACUUUCGGGGUAGAAGGUGCCACUAUGGAGUCUUCUGUUGCUAGUCUGCAGUCUACAGAUGCCACUUUGGGGUCUAACACAACUUUAUGGUGUAACAGUGCCACUUUGGGGUCUGACAGAGUGGCUUUGGAGUCUAUUGAUGCCUAUUUGAGAUCUAAUGAUGCUACUUUGGGGUCUAACCAUGUCUCUUUGGAGUCUAAUGAUGCCACUUUGAGGUCUAAUGAUGCCACUUUGGAGUCUAAUGAUGCCACUUUGAGGUCUAAUGAUGCCACUUUGGGGUCUAAUGAUGCCACUUCGAGGUCUACUGAUGCCUCUUUGAGGUCCAGUGAUGCCUCUUUGGAGUCUUCCAUUGCUACUCUGAAAUCUGUUGGUGCCUGUGAGAAGGUAGAAAGCAGCAACAUUCAAGUGUCGGUGAUCAUACCGGUGUAUAACGGUGCUAAAUGGCUGGAUGAAUGUCUUCAGGCUGUUUUAGAUCAGGACUUCCAGGGCACUUUGGAGAUCUCAGUGUUUGACGACGCCAGUACGGAUAACUCCAGAGGGAUUGCUGAAAGCUGGAGAGAAAGGCUGAGGAUGAGAGGCGUUACCAUGGUGAUAUCAGGCCAUAAUACAGACAGACCAAGAGGAGUUGGAUUUGCCAAAAACAAAGCUGUGGCUCAAAGCUCUGGACGAUAUCUGUGCUUCCAGGAUGCGGAUGAUGUCAUGAUGCCCCAGAGAGUGAGACUGCAGUAUGAAGCUGCUGUCCUGAACCCCGAUACCAUUGUUGGGUGUCAGGUGAGGCGUAUUCCAGAAGGUUCCACUGAGCGCUACACCAGGUGGAUCAACACACUCAGUCCAGAGCAGCUACUUACGCAGGUCUACACCUCUCACGGACCAACGGUCGUCAUGCCAACAUGGUUCUGCUCGCGCCAUUGGUUCCAGAAAGUCGGAGCUUUUGAUGAAGGAGGCAAGGGGGUUCCGGAGGAUUUGCUGUGGUUCUACCAGAGUCUUCGCCAGGGAGGGGGCGUGAUCCGAGUGGACGAGUGUCUGCUGAUUUACCGCUACCACGAGCAUGCGGCAACACACUCUGUACUAGAGGAAACCAUCUGGAACCUCCGAGUGCACUUCUUGGAGGAGAGAGUGCUCGGACAAUGGGAUUCAUUCACCAUAUGGAAUGCUGGGAAACAGGGACGGAAACUGUACCGCAGCCUGACAUCCACCAAUCAGAAGAAGGUGAAAGCAUUCUGUGAUGUAGACGAGAACAAAAUUAAAAAGGGCUUCUACACAUAUGAGGAAUCAAAGGAACGUCCCAAACCCAGAGUCCCUGUGCUGCACUACAGAGACUCAUCACCUCCAUUUAUAGUGUGUGUAAAACUGGAUAUGACCGGCGGCGUGUUAGAGGAGACUCUGCUCUCUCUCUGUUUAACGGAGGGAGUGGACUACUAUCACUUCAACUGACUGAUGGACAGAUAACGGAGAGAAAGAACAAGUGAAGAUGUGACACAUGAAGACUGAACCACAGACAAAAGGAAAAGAGUUGGAGAGAAGAGAGAGGGAAAUGGGACAUGUUCGUGUGUGUGUGUGUGUGUGUGUGUGUGCUCAGUGUUACUGUAUGUAGCUGAUAAGUGCAGCGAUUAGAGAGCAGCUCUGAUUGGUCAGCGUGCUUUUAUUGUUUACUUUUCUCUAAACCUCAAAACACUCAUUCAUCCUGUUAUCUGUGUUUGUGUGUGUGUGUGUGUGUGUGUGUGUGUGUGUUAGUGUUACAGAGUGUUGAAAGACAGGAGUGUGGCCUUCAUGGGCAGGAGGCAGACAGAGGAAUGUGUGUGUUGUGUUAAGGCAUUAUCUGAGGUCAGCAGCCACGUUCCUCCCUGCGUGUGUGUGUGUGUGUGUGUGUGUGUGUGUGUGUGUGUGUGUGUGUGUGUGUAGGAGGGGAGAAUUCAGGGAGUCUGUCUACUUAAAUCAGUAUGGAGAAUUACUCUGAUGUUUUUAUCCCUUUUCAUUUUCAUUUUAUUUACUCAAAUGUUUUAUUUAUUCAUUUUUUAUUCAAAUAUCAGCACUUGUGGUGCUGUUGGUGCUCUUAAUAAAGUUACUUAAGUUUUUAUGAUCUAUUUGUGAACAGGAAUUACUUCUGUGUGUGUGUUUGUGUGUGUAGGUGUGUGUUGAUGCAAUAUUUAUUUAAGAUAUUUGUUAGU
Molecule: messenger RNA, 2857 nt
Organism: Pangasianodon hypophthalmus (striped catfish)
Lineage: Eukaryota; Metazoa; Chordata; Actinopteri; Siluriformes; Pangasiidae
Gene: b3gntl1
Product: UDP-GlcNAc:betaGal beta-1,3-N-acetylglucosaminyltransferase-like 1
Exons: 12
Coding region: 384-2123 (579 amino acids)
Source: RefSeq, a predicted model, not a curated record